This is a messenger RNA of Parathielavia appendiculata, 422 nucleotides long. RefSeq lists its product as uncharacterized. The coding region runs from base 68 to 382 and encodes 104 amino acids. The transcript has a single exon. Lineage: Eukaryota; Fungi; Ascomycota; Sordariomycetes; Sordariales; Chaetomiaceae. The record is from RefSeq and is a predicted model, not a curated record.
CUGCCAGACACGGCAGGACACCAGGAACUUCAACCAAGACUGUAUUUUCAGGUCCGCAUACGGCAGAAUGAGGACUUUUCGAACGAACCAGAAGCGCUCCCACCGCUCGGGCCGAGUUCUGAUGAAUUGUGCAGUUCUCCCUCCAACGCCAAAUUCGACAAGCGGUUCUGGCCAACAUGGCCAGAUGGUCGACCGCCAUCGAGUUGAAGUUGACAAGACCAUGGGGCAUAUCCAAAAUGGUAUCGAGGUAUGGAGGACGGUCACCGCUCAAUCAGCAAGCAAUUUCAGCACCGAGAAGAGACAUCUCGUUUAUCUCGCCAUAUUUACAGCAUACAUUUUCGCGCCAACCUCCAUCAACAGUAUCUCGCUAAUGAUCAAAUGAAUUGCCCGCCGACAGAACGAAGACAAGCGACAUCCCGGUA